AUGGCGAAGGCGGUGGUUUACACACUUUUAGCCACCGCCUUCAUCAUUCUCUUCAUGUUCUCCCCAAACAAACCUCAUGGUCAUACCCGAUUAGGCCUAAACCGUCGCCUUGGCUACAAAGCUCCACAUUUUGACCCUUUGGUCUCAAGAAUUGAGAGAUCAGCGGAAGAAAAAAGAUUGAGCUAUCACGUUGAUCCAGAACACAUUUCUUAUGUUCCUGAGGUUGAAGAUGCCCACGAGUAUUUUGAUGACGAGGGAAAUUUAAACACCACAUUGAGGUUGAUGGUUUUGUUCCCUUUGUUAGACAAUGCACCAAAAGAUGGUUUAAUCAGUGCCAAGGAGCUAGGGGCUUGGAUUGGGCAACAGGCCAUUGAUCGUUUGAGUUAUAGAACAGAUAAAGUCUUGUCAUGGCACGAUAAAAAUGGGGAUGCAGCUAUCAGCUUCAGCGAGUAUCUGCGUCAUUUUACUCAGGAUGAUAUAGAUGAAAAUGGAAAGGGACAUGGUGAAGCUGGAUGGUGGAUGGAGCAAUUCAAAAAUGCAGACACAGAUACGAGUGGGAAUCUUGACUUCAAUGAAUUGAAAGAUUUCUUACAUCCAGAAGAUAGUGAGAAUGAAGAAAUUCAGAAAUGGCUGUUGAGCGAAAAGAUGAAACGUAUGGAUGAUGAUCACGAUGGAAAACUCAAUUUCCAGGAAUUUCUAGAGUACGCAUACAACAUUUACAAAACCUAUGCUGAAUUUGAAAAUGCCGCUGCCACUGCACCUACAGCUGAAGAAAAAUUUGCGGAGCUAGAUAUCAACGAAGACAAAUAUCUGGUGAUGGAGGAAUUGAAACCCAUACUCCGUUAUCUCUACCCUGGCGAGUUGUUCUACGCCAGGUACUUCACCAGUUAUCUGAUGUACGAGGCUGAUGAUAAUAAAGAUGGGAAUUUGACGAUUGAAGAGAUGCUCAAUCACGAAAACAUAUUCUACAACUCACUCCAUGAUGACAGCAUCUACGAUGACGACUUUGAUGAUAUCCGUGACGAACUCUAG
Durio zibethinus is the source of this 1032-nucleotide messenger RNA. RefSeq names its product Calcium-binding EF hand family protein. Gene Ontology annotation, molecular function: calcium ion binding. Gene Ontology annotation, cellular component: endoplasmic reticulum. NCBI's taxonomy places the organism in Eukaryota, Viridiplantae, Streptophyta, Magnoliopsida, Malvales, Malvaceae. The record is from RefSeq and is a predicted model, not a curated record.